Molecule: messenger RNA, 4019 nt
Organism: Tribolium madens (black flour beetle)
Lineage: Eukaryota; Metazoa; Arthropoda; Insecta; Coleoptera; Tenebrionidae
Product: receptor-type tyrosine-protein phosphatase H-like
Exons: 17
Coding region: 379-3942 (1187 amino acids)
Biological process (GO): protein dephosphorylation
Molecular function (GO): protein tyrosine phosphatase activity; protein binding
Source: RefSeq, a predicted model, not a curated record
UUUAAUUCCGCCAGUACACGUUUUCCAAAUACCGCUUAAUUAACGUCAUGUACUUAAUAAAAAAUUCGCUCAUCCCAAUUCAAAGAUAAUAGUCAAUAUCGACAUUUUAUCAUUUUCAGUAAGCCAGCAAAUUGUGUGUGCUUAGUGCCUAUCAUCCAAUUGUUCUUCAAACGUAAUCUCGCUAUCUCAAAAAGUUAUAAAUUUCGAGUACCUAUACACGUAACAAAUCCAGAGUGUAGCAAAAUAAAAUGUUAACUCUAUAAAAUUUAUUCAUUACUCAUACGUGUGGUGCUGAACGGUCGUGUUGAUAAAGGCAUCCUGUUUAACACUGCGAAUAUAUAUUUAAGCUGAUGUGACAGAAAACUUAAUAAAAAAAAAAUGAAUGUGGUGUGGGUGUUACUGCUUGUGGUGCCGAGUAUUUACGGAAAAUUGACAAAAAUCGAGAAGCAAAACGGUCACAACCAUGAAACAAACGAAAUUCAAAAUAAUUUGUCCGAAAAUGAUAUUUUUGUGAAACAAGAACUAACUUCGUGGCCUGGAAACGGAGAAAUAGCUUCAACAACUGAAGCACCCUCAUCCAACGAAGUUUCUUCAACCCAAACUGAAAUGUCUUCAGCUACUUCACCAAUAUUAUUUACAGAAACGGCUUGUGCUAACAUUCCUAUGGUUAACAUUUUAAACGUUAACUCAACUACUUCUGAAAUAACAUUUCAAUGGGAACCCCCGGAAAGAACAGAUUGUUUCGACAAAUAUAUUAUUUACCUCGAUAACGAAGUUCACAACGAAACCACUGAAACCGAGUAUACAUUCAGAAAUUUAAAACCUUGUACUGAAUAUACUGUCGGUAUUGCAACUUUUAUAAACAACACUUCGGGAAAUAAAACAGAACAAACAGUGACAACAAAAACAGAGAUUCCUAAGGUGAAUUUUACAAUAAAUGCAACAAGUUUUGAAGUAUUUUUGGAAUGGGAACCCCCGGAAAAUACCCAAUGUGUUGACAAAUACGUAAUUUACCUCGACAAUAAUUUUUACGAAACCACCGAAAAUAACUACACUUUCGAACAUUUAACAGCUUGCAAUGAAUACAAAGUCGCAGUUGCGGCCUCUCAUGAUGAUACACUGGGACAACUUACAAACGACAGUUUUAACACAAUUGCCCCUAAUCCGUUUGGUUACGAAGUUGGGGACUUGAAAGUUGAACAAGUCUCUGAAAAUGUUUUAAAUCUAACAUGGCAAGCACCUGAAGACAAAGUCGUUCAAUGUGUAACCGCCUAUUAUAUAGUAUGGUGGCCCCAAGGCAGCACGGCUAAAACACAAGAGAAGAAAACCAACGAAACGUAUUUAGAGUUAUCUCCGGUUGUGGGAUGUAUGAAAUAUGAAAUAAAUGUAAAACCCUUAAUUGGAGAAAAUCAACAAGGGAAUGUCAAAGCGGCCGAAUUCCAGGCUCAAGCCUACCCAAAUAAUCCUCCGACUAUUGUCAUCGGUUCAUUAUCCAGCAGUAAAACACAAAUACACAUUACGUGGGAAACUGACAACAAAUCGACAAAUAUGUGUAAUGUGACUGCACUAGUGGUAACUUGCAUUGCACCGGAAGACUCAAACGAAAACAGUUCUUGGAUAAUCCGGGAUGCGCAAAGUGUGAAAGAAGUCACCGAACAAAGGCCUAAUAACCGAUAUUCAAUGACAAUCGAUGAUUUGUCACCUUUUACGAAUUAUUCCUGUUCGGGAGUUGUCACAAACACAGGUGGAAAUUCCUCUGAAACCCCAUUUGAAGCUACUACAGAUGAAGACGUUCCCUCGGCUCCCCAGUCACUCACAAUACAAGAUGUAAAGUCUCGACAAUUUACAGUCGAAUGGAGGCAACCGGAAAAAAUCCCCGGAAUCAUGACUUUGUAUGGAUUAAAAAUUAUUAAUCUGGGACCUCUUUAUACGAUUGUUAAUAAAGAAUGUGCAUUUAAUAUCACUGAUUAUUUCUUUGACCUCGGCGUGGGAAACACUAGUCUUGUUUUUGAAGAAGCGUUGCCUUAUUUUAAAUAUAAUAUUUCGGUCUAUGGGGUUGAUGGAGCCGGAAAUGGGACGGAAACAAGUGCAAACGCCGCUACAAUUGCCACAGAGCCGGAUCAAGUUGAAAACGCGGAGACUUUAGCUCCGGAAUAUUCUCAAAAUGAAACUUAUUCCGGCUCUGUGAUUGUCAAAUUCGAACCUCCAUGCAACACAAAUGGACCUUUCAAACAUUACGAAAUAAACUACAUUGGAAAAAGAAAUGGUUUCAACCCUGAAGAAAAGACAAUUGAAACUAAUGAAACAAACGUAACAAUUCCACUAAAACCUGAACGCGAAUAUUCAGUUGUAAUUAAAGUUGUGACUGAAAAUUUUACUUCAGGACCGGUUUCAGUUCCGGCGUUUCAUUCGCAAGCUGGUGUACCAGUGAUUAAUGAAAAUGUGGAUUUGAAAGCACCGAGUCCUGAACAAGAAAAGGCAUAUUUCGCGUUUAAAAAAGAAAAUUUUAAUAACAUAAACGGCGAGAUUUUUGCAUACACUUUGAUACUUUUGACGGAAGCACAAGAAGGGGGUUACGGAUUUUGGGAUGGGACAAACGAUACGUGGCCUGAAGUACCAAAAAAUGGCAUUCAGUUAACCCCAAACUUCUGGAACCCUUUCAGCGACGGUGUAAACUCAACAAAUUUUACAAUCGGCGACGGAAGUUGUGAAGAUUAUUAUUGUAACAAAAUCCUAAAUGACGAUACAAAAUACUGGUUGAUUCUGAGAGGCCUAACAAGAGCGGGUUAUAAGGACAGUUCAUUAUUACCUUUUAAAACAGAUGUGAUGGAAGAAUUGGAUUUGGCCCUCAUUCUUGGCUUAACAUUCGGUAUUUUGCUUUUACUAAUCUUAAUAAUUUUCUUGGUAAUUCUGUGGAGACGAAAUCGGAGAAGUUCGAUACCAAAAGAAGAACAACGAAUUUCGACAACAACCCCUGAACCCCUCUCCUGUCAAAAAUACGUGGCUUUUUACACACAUCUCAAAGAAAAUCCCCACAUCCUCAAGCAACAAUUCACCGAAUUGGGUUUACAAAGUAAAGAAGUGGCGGCACAAAUUUCUUACGCUGUUCUCGCCGAAAACAGGCGUAAAAAUAGAUACACAAAUAUUCUGCCUUUCGACGAAACACGUGUUAAAUUAAAUAUAGACGAAGAUGAUGAAAUUAGUUCGGAUUACAUCAACGCGUCGUACAUAAAGGGCUAUUCUGGUAAAUUGGAAUACAUUGCCACUCAAGGGCCCCUUGAAUCAACAACCCGCGACUUUUGGAAAAUGGUUCUACAGGAAAACGUUUCAAUAAUCGUGAUGGUCUCACAAUUCGUCGAACAAAGUAAAGAAAAAUGUUACCAUUAUUUUCCCAGUAAUCAUGAAAGUGUCACAUUCGGGGAAUCACUAGAAGUCAGAUGUUGUACAGAAUUGCAUUUCGGUACUUACUGUAUACGAACUUUACAAGUUCGAAGAGGCACAGAGCAGCGACAUGUGAUACAUAUGCAAUUUUUGGAAUGGCCAGAUUUUGGCGUUCCGUUAGGGACAGAUAAUAUGCUAGAAUUUUGUAGACAAUUGAGGGAAAAAGCAAGAAGUGAAGGAGGUGUAAUUGUUGUGCACUGCAGCGCUGGCGUUGGUAGGACAGGGACGUUGAUAGCUUUAGACAUACUUCUUCAGACCAUUGAUGAUCACAGAGACAUUAAUAUCUAUAAGACUGUUCUUGACCUAAGAAAACAAAGAGCAAAUAUGGUACAAACAGAAAAACAAUACGUGUUUAUCCAUACUUGUGUUAAUGAUUAUUUGGAAACACCCAUGACUCAAUCAACCGAUUCGUCAAAAGAACGGAUAUAUGAAAACAUGGACAUAAUAAAAUAUUCAUUAAAGAAAAAUCUAAUUGAGACUGAGGUCGAAAGUGCCUUAUAACUAAAUUUAGUUCAAUUGUAUUGUACUUAAUUGUUUUAUUGGAAAGCUGUGAUCUAUAAAUAAAUAAGUUUUGUAUA